Molecule: messenger RNA, 3722 nt
Organism: Phaedon cochleariae (mustard beetle)
Lineage: Eukaryota; Metazoa; Arthropoda; Insecta; Coleoptera; Chrysomelidae
Source: the annotation of a GenBank genome assembly
UUCGUUUCGUUCGUGGUGCCUGGUGAUAGUUUCGCCGGUUUGAUAGUUUGAUUCACGAGAAGAAGUGAGCAUCAAUAUCAUGGUUCCUCAUGGUGUUUUUUUUUAAGUGGUUUUGAUUGAAUCAGGAUAUUUUUUAUGAUUGUUUUGUUGUUGUUCAACAUGUAUUCGGUAAUUCAAUUUGACGAUAGUGGAAACAACAGCGUGGCUGUUGUCCACGAAUCGUGGUUAACCCCCAUGAAAACGGAAGUGUUUUGGCCGCCAUUUAAAGACACUAGAAAUUACAAGCGUGCCCUGUGUGGUGGUGAAGAAGCCAUCGAUACUGAGAGUUGGAAGCUCUAUGGCAUAAACAGAAUAUUUUAUCAAACCAAUGAACUAGAAAAAGCCUUCAAAAAAGAAAAAGAGGCUGAGAUUACAAGUGACUUGGCAGAUACUGAUGUAGACUUAUUAGAAAAAGAGGCACCAACCAGGCAAUCCAGGAAAUAUGUAAGAAAAAUUAUAGACAGCAGUGAGAGUGAGGGAGAGAGUCAGUAUCCUAGACCACCUCAAAUCAAAAUUAAAAAGCUUUCAGGUUUCAUUGAAACAAGACAACUGCAAAAUUCUGGAAGCAAGCAUACUCCCGAACAAACACUGCACCCAGCAGUUCAGCACUCGAGUAAUCAAAAGGGGACUCUUAUUACAAAGACAAUACAGCAGUCAACUUUGAACAAACAAUCCAGAGAUUCAUCAGAUUGCCCAUCUCAAGUGAGCAGCGCAUUCUCAGAUUCAGGCAAAAAGAUUGACUAUGAUGAUAUUGUUUCAGCUACCAAGACAUUCAUUUCAUUGCUAGGUCAGAUAAAAGAGCAGAACAAUUUGAUCUUGGGUAAAUUGGAUGAGGUUCAGAAUUCUCUAUCUGGUAGAGGAGCUCCGACAGACACAAUUAGUGUAAGAGAUUUAUUUCCAGUACAGAUACCUUUAACCAAAUCAGAUGAUUUGAAGAUUUUUGAAGAAUUCAUCAGCAAGACAGAGAACUUCAACCUUUUGGUUACUCAUUUACACUCUCUGGGAGGGAAAAAUAUCAAGUUGAAGAUUCAUAAGAUACUGAGGGCGUUGCUGACAGAUGAACUAGCUGCAUUCUUCAGUUAUUAUGGAAAACGUUCCAAAGAACCCUUCUAUGAGUUGAAAAUCAAUAAAGCUUUGAUAAGAGCAGUUCAGUCUGAUAAUGUCACCAUUAGUGAUGUUGAAGACAUCAUCAAAUUGUGGUUCAAACAUGCACCAGACAGGCUGAAAUCAAGAAAAAACUGAUUCAGAGGAAUUUAUUCAUUUUAGGCACUGAAGUACCUGUUAAGCGCUAAAAUAUGCUGAUAGUAUUCAUUUUGUUGAGUUCAAUUCCAGAACCUUAAUGUCUAUAAAGGACUUUUGUAUUAGGAAUAGGUAGUAUUUUGUGUAGCCAUUGUUUCAAAACUAGAAAUUCAAUUUUUGGGUCCCAAAUAUUCAUAUAGGUACUUGGUAGGUACUUGUAUCUAUAGUUCAUUUUAUUCACUUUAGAAAGUUUUACCUUCCAUGAAUAGCUUUGAAUUGAAUUUUUGAUCAUGUAUAAAAGAAAACAUGUAGAGGCGAAUGUGGGGAAGAGACAAUUUUAUAGACGAGUUGCUAGAGAAAAUGAGAAGAUAUUGAAUAGUUUAAUGAACAUUGAUGUUGAAAGUGAAAAUGCCACUGAAAUAACAAAACAUGAUCAGCAGUAUGUAGAUAGUCACCAUCAUUAUUUAUAUCCUGCGACAGAUAGUAGUUCAGAAUUUGUACAAUCAGAAAUCAUAUUAGAAUCAGAUAUAUUUAACCAACCUGGAACAUCUAAUGAGGAGGAUCCUCCUCCGCCAAUCAAUUUUUCCCAAUGUUUAUCGGUUAUACCAGAAUGUAACAGUUGCUCAAAUAGUACUACAGAUUUGGAACCACAGUCACUAAGGCAGUGGGCUAUCAAUACAAAAGUUACCCACAGUUCUGUUACAAGUCUCUUAAAAAUUCUUGCUCCUUUCCAUCCUCAACUUCCAUUGGAUAGUAGAACAUUACUAAAAACUCCUAGGGAUAUAGAUUUAAAAAAAUUAGAUAACGGCGAAUAUUGUCACUUUGGAAUUGAAAAUGUUUUAAAAAAAAUUAUACCCUCUUCUUGUUCAGAUAACAAAUUGAAACUCAGCAUUAAUAUUGAUGGAUUACCAUUGUUUUCUAGUACAAAUUUACAGUUCUGGCCAAUUUUAGGUAUGGUAAGGAACUUUGAGAGUUUCCCAUUUGCUAUAGGUAUAUUUUGUGGCAAAUCAAAGCCAUGUCCACUCAAUGUUUUUCUAGAAGAUUUCAUCAAAGAAGUUAAUCAUUUGAAACUAACUGGUUUUGUAUUGCAUACCAGAAUAUAUUUUGUUGAAAUAUUAAACUUUAUUUGCGACUCGCCUGCUAAAGCUUAUUUGAAGGGCAUAAAGUCACAUGGUGGCUAUUCUUCCUGUGACAAGUGUUGGGAAUCAGGUGAUUACUACCAUAGACAGGGAAAAGUCAUUCUGAAGGGAACAACAAGUACCCUUCGAACUGAUGAACAGUUCAUCUUGGAGUUGGACGAUGAACAUCACAGAGAAAAGUCACCAUUACUUGAAUUAAACAUAGGCCUUGUCUCAUCAUUCACUAUCGAUUACAUGCAUGCUGUUUGUUUAGGUGUCACAAAAAAACUUUUGGUAACAUGGAUGUCAGGUGGGCUACAUAUUAGAUUGAGGAAGCCCAGGAGUUUAUCAGAAUUAUCUUAUUGGAAAGCUACAGAGUUUCGUAACUUUUUAUUGUAUUUUGGUCCAUUCGUUCUUAAGGGUAAUGUGGAGACAUCAGUAUUUGAACAUUUUUUAUUAUUGCAUGUUGGCAUUUCACUUUUAACUUCAUCAAAGCAUUUAUCAAAUUUUGGUACUGAGAAUGCUAACAUUUUAUUGAAUUCUUUUGUGAGACAUUGUGAAUUUAUAUAUGGCUUAGAAUUUUAUGUAUAUAAUACACAUAUAUUAUGCCAUUUGGCUAAAGAGGCUGCUCUGUAUGGUACUUUGGAUUCAUUUUCAGCUUUUCCAUUUGAAAACUUUCUAGGUCUUAUCAAGAGUUUUGUUAGAUCUCCAUUGAAACCUUUACAACAAAUUUAUCGAAGAUUGAGUGAAAGAAAUUUCAUCUAUGUGAAACCACAUUUUGAUACAAAAUUAUAUGGGGAACAUGAUAGUGGUCCCAUGAUAGAAAUGAUUCAUGCAAAGCAAUUCAAAAAAAUUGUCUACAGGAAUGUAACUUUCACAAGCAAAUCUUAUUCAUGUGCAGAUGCUUACUACAUGACAGAAGAAGGUAUAGUUGUAGAAAUACAUAAUAUAUGUAGCACUCUAGAUGAAAAACUAUUCAUGAUUGGUAAACAUUUUUUGCCCCAUUAUGAAUCAUUGUAUACUUACCCAAUAGAUUCUAGAGAUUUGAAUAUUUAUGUUGUUAGUAAUACUAAUUUGUCAGGAUUACAAUCUUGUGAAAUUUCUCAGUCAAUGACGAAAUGUAUGGUUUUUCCUAUAAAUAAGAAUAGUUAUAUAUCCCUCCCUUUGCUUCAUACAGCGUGCAGCGUCUGAAAUCUUGUAUCUAUCAUUUUUCUCUGAUAGCACAAAUUUAUAUUUGUCAUGAAUUGAUAACCAGGCAAACUGUUUCAUUUCAUAAUUUUAAUUUGUACAUUUAUGAAGUGUUUUGAAUAAAUCAUUUGAAAAUUC